Poecilia reticulata (guppy) is the source of this 1897-nucleotide messenger RNA. The record is from RefSeq and is a predicted model, not a curated record. NCBI's taxonomy places the organism in Eukaryota, Metazoa, Chordata, Actinopteri, Cyprinodontiformes, Poeciliidae.
AGAGAGAGGCCCGCUUCUUUAAUCACUUUUUAAUUCUGAAGAAAAAUCCACGCUGGUGACAACUGCUGGGUGUUUCUACCACUUCAGUGAAUAUUAAAGUGUGAGCUGUGGUGAUGUCAUUCAGAGCUGACACACAGAGAAGACUUUGACCCGAGCAUUUACAGCUCUGCUUGAACUUUGACCUUUCAGGUCAGAAUGACUCGGUACGUCCAACGCCGUUCAGAUUUCAUUCUUCGUUAAACACAGCAGCUUCCUGUAGCACCAGGUCAGUGGAUCWGUUUCUGAUUCAUGAGAAAAGAGAAAARGUCUCRUCCAGUGAGACUUUAUUACCAGGAAAUUCAGCRUUACUGGUUUUUAUGGUGCCGCGCCUAAAAGAGCAGAACAGAAAGAUCCAGAAAGCCACAGAAUCCGGACAACGGCUGCAGGAUGAGCGCCUCUCGGACUCCGUCACACCUGGAAUCCCACCUGGAAUCCCACCUGGAAUCCCACCUGGAGUCCUUGGAGUGCCACUUCACGUGGGAUCUGGACCUCAGCAGGUCCAAGCUGCUGUGUCUCCGGGACGCGCUGGAGGACAUCGGUCCAGAGUUGGGCUACUGCUGGCUGGGCCACAUCUACAACCUGCAGGGCUUCGUCCACCAUCAGCUGGGCCUCCUGGAAGACGCGCGGCGUUUCCUGUGCAGGGCGGCCGAGGCGUUCCGCCAGCUGAGGAACACCGUCUCAGACGAAGGCCCCUGGUUGGUGGUGAACUACGGGGACAUGGCCUGGCUGCACCACCGGCUCGGGGAGCGGGCGCGUAGCGGAGAGUAUUUAUCAAAGGUUGGAGCUCUGAUGACCGAGUACCCGUCUCCGUCUGCGGACGACCCGCACCCGGAGAUCUGCGCCGAGAAAGCCUGGACUCUGAUGAAGUUCAAUCAGAAGCUGCUGGCUGUAGAUUAUUUCCAGAAAGCCAUCAGGAUGCAACCGGACAUGGUGGAGUGGCACACCAGCCGGGUGCUGGCAUUGGUCAAAGCCUUUCAGAAACAAAACCUGGACUCUGACAUCCUGGAGAAGGUGAAGAUCGCCAAACAGCACGACCUGGAGAACUUGUACCUUGUUGCGCUCUACCUGGAAGCCCAAGCUCAGAAAGGAGCCAGGAUUCAAGAAGAAGCUCAAAAACUGGCGAGGAGAGUGCUAGCAAAGCCGGUUAGCAGCUACAGCGGCGUGAAACCGUUGCUAAGGCUCUACAGGACCCACGUCUCCAUGGACGAAGCUGUUGAUUUAGCAGAAGAGGCUCUGGAGAGACACCCCAACGCGCGAUACAUCAAGAAAUGCGCCGCAAUCUGCUACAAAAGGAAAGUCUUUUCCCAAAGCAACAAGCACCUGGAUCGCAGCCUGAUGGACAGAGCAAUCAGUCUCCACAAGCAAACCAUCGCUCUCUACCCUCAGUCCUCCCUAAAGAUGCAGAUAUCUUUGGCAAACAUGUAUGUGAAAUCAAACCAGCGAGCUGAAGCCGAAGACGCGUUCGAGGAGCUGCUGAGAAGAGACUUGGAUCCCGAAGAGGAGCAGAUGGUUUGCAGCUUCUAUGCCAAAUAUCUGCAGUACAGCCAGAAGGAGAGGAAGAAGUCUGUCCGGUUCUACAUGAGGGCAGCGGCGAUUCCUCACCACAGCUUCUACCGGGACGACAGCAUCAGGCGGCUGGAGAGGAUGAGCCAAGAGAAACGGCAGCCGAUGAGCCGAGACAUAGAAGACUUCCUGGUUCAUUUGUCCACCUGAAAACCCAAAGCAGUGAGAGAUUCUGCCGUUUUAUAGCAAAGUCAAGUAACAAUGUUACCGUCAGUAACGUAUAGAAAAUAUGAUUUAAGACAUUUUAUUUCAUAAUGUAACAUCUUAAAAUUGGGCCUCUUGUCUUUUCAAGAGG